Messenger RNA from Ananas comosus (pineapple), 1777 nucleotides. RefSeq names its product probable arabinosyltransferase ARAD1. Bases 41 to 1582 code for a protein of 513 amino acids. The record is from RefSeq and is a predicted model, not a curated record. Gene Ontology annotation, molecular function: glycosyltransferase activity. The transcript has 9 exons. NCBI's taxonomy places the organism in Eukaryota, Viridiplantae, Streptophyta, Magnoliopsida, Poales, Bromeliaceae.
CUCUCUCUCUCUCUCUCUCUCUCUCUCUCUCUCCCCAUCCAUGGCGGGGAAACACUUCCCAUUCGGAAACCCUAGAUCCGCCGCCUCUUUCCCCUCCUCCUCCACCUUCCUCAUCGCCUCCCUCUCCCUUCUCGCCCUCGCCUCCCUCUUCUUCCUCUCCUCCUCAUUCUCCCGCUGCGCCUCCGACCCCGGCCCCCCCAUUUCCCUCUCUCGGCGUAACUCUAACCCUAGCUCUAACCCUCCUGAAUACUCCUUCCUCGCCUCCCUCGACAAGUUCCUCGUCACCGCGGCCCCGGCCGCGGCGGACGCGGCGGACGGCGGGGAUUCCGCCGUGGGGGCGCUCGACGACGCGAUCUGGGCGAAGGAGACGGAGAGGCUCUACGGCGAUCCAUCCGAUCCGUGCUCGGCGUCGUCGGUGCUCCGGGUUUAUGUGUACGAGAUGCCCCCCAAGUUCACCUACGAUCUGCUGCGGCUCUUUAGGGAUUCAUAUAAGGAGACCACCAAUUUGACGUCCAAUGGGAGCCCCGUGCAUCGCCUCAUCGAACAGCAUUCUAUUGAUUACUGGCUGUGGGCAGAUUUGAUUGCUCCCGAGUCACAGAGACUUUUGAAGAAUGUUAUAAGGGUCCAGAAGCAAGAGGAGGCGGAUGUUUUCUACAUACCAUUUUUCACCACGAUUAGCUUCUUCCUGCUCGAGAAACAGCAGUGCAAGGCACUUUACAGGGAGGCUUUGAAGUGGGUGACUGACCAGCCUGCUUGGCAGCGCUCUGGCGGAAGGGAUCAUAUUCUUCCUGUCCAUCAUCCUUGGUCGUUCAAGUCUGUUCGCAGAUUUAUGAAGAAAGCAAUAUGGCUUUUACCUGACAUGGACUCCACUGGGAACUGGUACAAGCCUGGGGAAGUGUGGCUGGAAAAGGACCUUAUCCUUCCAUAUGUUCCAAAUGUGGACUUAUGUGAUGCUCAAUGCUUGUCAGAAACUCAAUCCAAAAAAAGCACACUGCUUUUCUUUCGAGGAAGACUCAAAAGGAAUGCUGGAGGGAAGAUUCGUAGUAAACUUGUGGCAGAACUCCAUGACGUCAAAGGUGUUGUCAUAGAAGAAGGAACUUCUGGGGAAGGGGGGAGAGCAGCAGCUCAGAAUGGCAUGCGCAAAUCUCUCUUUUGCUUGAGCCCAGCUGGAGAUACUCCGUCUUCUGCUCGGCUGUUUGAUGCAAUUGUCAGUGGGUGUAUACCUGUUAUAGUAAGUGACGAAUUGGAGCUUCCUUUUGAAGGAAUACUUGAUUACAGAAAGAUUGCACUGUUUGUUUCAUCAAGUGAUGCUGUUCAACCAGGGUGGCUUGUGAACUAUCUUAAGGGUAUCGAUUCCAAAAGAAUCAGGGAGAUGCAAGCCAACCUUGCUAAGUACUCGAGGCACUUUUUGUAUUCACAUCCUGCUCUGCCUCUUGGAGCAGAGGACCUGACAUGGAGAAUGAUUGCGGGUAAAUUGGUGAACAUAAAGUUGCACACGCGGCGGUCGCAACGAGUCGUGAAAGAGUCGAGGAGCUUAUGCACGUGCGAGUGCAGAGUUGGUAACAUCACAAGGUUACUCUGAGCAAAACUUGAAAAAGCCGUGUGAUACUACUAGCAUCUCUUCUAUUUAGUUGUUUGGUGAUGACGAUGUGGGGAAGGUGAAUCUGGAAAGCCUUUCUGUGCGUUGUAUUUUUCAUUGUGCUGCUUGUAACAAGACGUCUAGUCUUGUUGGCUCCUUGUAGAAAUGCAUUUCUAUAGUUUUCUCUUCUUUUUUUUU